AUGGACGCCUACGGUGGAAACGAUGAGGAGAGCGCCGAGUUGCGGAAGCUCUUGGCCGAGGUGAACGAUGACUCGGACAACUUUGAGAUCUGGGAGAAGCUCGUCCGCGCCGCCGAGGCCCUCGAGGGCGGAAUCAAUAGGAACUCGAGUUCGCAGGCGAUCACGGCCGUCCGGAGUGUCUACGACCGCUUCCUCUUGAAGUUUCCUCUUUUCUUCGGCUAUUGGAAGAAAUACGCCGACCUGGAGUUCUCAAUAGCCGGGACCGAAGCCGCCGACAUGGUUUACGAACGUGGGAUCGCCAGCGUCACCAAUUCAGUGGAUCUGUGGACAAACUACUGUUCAUUCAAGACCGAGACAAGCCACGAUUCCGAUGGUAUUCGAGAGCUCUUUGAGAGAGGAGCGGUUUGUGUCGGCCUCGACUUCCUCGCCCAUCCCUUCUGGGAUAAAUAUGUUGAAUUCGAAGAACGCAUGGAAGGAUUCGACCGAAUCUUCGCCAUCCUCGGCCGAAUCAUACACAUACCGAUGCAUCAAUACGCGAGAUACUUUGAGAAGUACCGGCAGAUGGCACAGUCACGCCCGCUUUCAGCCAUCGCUCCGCCCGGCACUCUCACGCAGCUGCAGAUGGAUAUCGAGAACGAAGGAGCCGGCUACAAAGCCGGCCGAAGCCAGCCAGAGGUAGAGCGAGAGUUACGGACCCGGAUUGAUAACUAUCACCUCGACAUCUUCCGACGGACACAGAACGAGACUACGAAACGAUGGACGUAUGAAUCGGAAAUCAAGCGACCAUAUUUCCACGUGACGGAUCUCGACGAAGCUCAACUGACUAAUUGGCGCAAAUAUCUCGACUUUGAAGAAUCAGAAGGUGAUUACACCCGCACCCAGUUUCUCUAUGAGCGCUGCUUGGUCACUUGUGCGCAGCACGACGAGUUCUGGUUAAGAUACGCCCGGUGGAUGCUGGCCCAGCCGGGCAAGGAAGAGGAAGUUCGAAACAUCUAUCAAAGAGCGUCUUGCUUCUAUGUUCCGAUUGCUCUGCCGACAACCAGACUUCAGUACGCCUAUUUCGAAGAAAUGUCCGGUCGUGUCGAUGUGGCAAAGGACAUACACGAUGCGAUCCUCUUUCAGUUACCAGGCCAUGUCGAGACAAUUGUCUCUCUGGCGAACAUAAAUCGUCGUCAUUCAGGUCUGGCGGCCGCUGUUGCCGUGUACCAAAGUCACCUGGAGUCUCCGAACGUCGAAUCUGCAGCAAAAGCUGCCCUGGUGGCUGAAUGGGCGAAACUCCUCUGGAAAGUUAAGGGCUCGACGGAAGAGGCUCGCCAGGUUUUCCAGAAGAACCAACACUUGUACCUCGACAGCCCAGCUUUCUGGUCCAGCUACCUGCGUUUCGAAAUUGAACAACCCACAAGUAGCGAGACAGAGCAACAGCAUUAUGAGCGGAUUCGGCGGGUCGUGGACGAGAUCCUCACCAAGAGCGCCCUACCAGAAGCCAUCGUUCAAGAGCUCAUCACGACUUACAUGAGGUAUCUGCUUGAGCGGGGCACCAAAGAUGCAGCCAAGGAAUAUAUGAACCUCGAUCGCGAGAUCAAUGGGCCAAUAUCAGUCCAGAAGAUGCCCAAGACGAACCUGGAGACGGGCAAGACACUUGUUGGAGCUGUCAACGGACAGCCUCUCCCCAUCCGAUAUCCCUGA
Messenger RNA from Fonsecaea pedrosoi CBS 271.37, 1686 nucleotides. RefSeq lists its product as uncharacterized. Bases 1 to 1686 code for a protein of 561 amino acids. Gene Ontology annotation, cellular component: U2-type prespliceosome; U1 snRNP; commitment complex. Gene Ontology annotation, molecular function: protein binding. The transcript is spliced from 5 exons. Gene Ontology annotation, biological process: RNA processing; mRNA 5'-splice site recognition. The record is from RefSeq and is a predicted model, not a curated record. Lineage: Eukaryota; Fungi; Ascomycota; Eurotiomycetes; Chaetothyriales; Herpotrichiellaceae.